Molecule: messenger RNA, 2805 nt
Organism: Rotaria sordida
Lineage: Eukaryota; Metazoa; Rotifera; Eurotatoria; Philodinida; Philodinidae
Source: the annotation of a GenBank genome assembly
AUGAUACCAGAGGAAUUACUACUUGAACCUCCAUUCGAAGGUGCAUGUAUUUAUCCAAAGCUUGGACCUCCACGUCGUCGUUGGUACGCCAAAAAGCACUUCCUUAUUACAAUGAGCAUAUUGGUGAUUGCUUGCAUUGUGGGAGCCAUUCUGGGCUCUGUUUUAGGAACAAGAUCUACCACCACAACGCCAGGUAUGUGUUAUGAUGCUCAUUCGAAAUAGAAGCUAAGCAACGGUUUAUACUGCCAACCCCGAUUGUCUGAUUUCACUUGCAGCAAUACAUGGUGGCUCAAAAGUUUCUUUGCCAAAGAAAAAACGAAUACCUACGACAUUGUUUGACCAUACAUGCUGAGUUUCAUACUGAUGAUAAAAGAGCAUUUCUAGCUCAUAUCUAUAAGGAAAAGGUUAAAAAGAAUCACUUUGAAAUAUAAUGAUCGACUUCAAUAACGAAAUAUAGCCUAUCAAGAUUAUUGAAAAAGCUUUUUUUGAUGAAGGACCCUUAACUGAUUGAAAGCUUUGAAGCAUAUAUUUUGUUGAAUAGUAGAGAUUAAGAGAAUAUCAUAAUUUUCAAAAGUUCUUGCUAUUGUUAAGUUUUGACUGAGAUAUUGUAUUUUUUAGUAUAUUGUGACCCAUUAGUACUCUAAUUUUCAAUAAAAUUUUAAUUUCAAAUAUUUUGAUCUCAAACGUUGUCCAAACUAAGGUCUCAAAUACAGUAGUCCGAGUUCAAAAAUUCAGAAUUUUUAGAUCUAGUGCUUUCGAGAUCUCAAUUUUUCAAGAUCUCCGUAUUUUACACAAUAUCAAUGGAAAAGCACUUGAGUUCUGAAAAAUUGAGAUCUCGGAAGCACUAUAUCUAAAAAUUCUGAAGUUUUAAACUUCAGCUAGUCUACUGGAGACUUUGAUUUGGACAGUGUUUCACAACAAAAUUUAAAGAUCAUUCCUCAAAAAUAUUUUUUCGAUAAUCUACAUAGGCUAUAUUUCUUUAUUGAAGUCGAUAGUCAUAUUUCAAAAUGAUUGUCUUUCAUCUUUCUCCUAUAGAUAUGAACUACAAAUGCUCUUUUAUCAGCAGUAUAAAAAUCAGUCGAUAUGAUCAAAAUCUAGCGUAGAUAUUCAGUUUUUCUUUGGCAAAUGAAUUUUCAAGCCAUUCUGAACAUUAAUUGACCUAGAUUUACAAUGAUUAGGACACUCGUUAUUUUUGCAAAGCCAUUUCUCUCCCGAGAAGUUUCUCUUUGAACCUGUUUCUGUUUCUAGCAAAAGGGCCAUAAUCCUAAAUCAUUGUUACAACCGUGACAGAAAUAUCGGUUCAUUGUUUCAUUCAGUUAAAAAAACAUGGCUGAUGUUAUAAAAUCGAAAGCUCGCCCUUGUAUAACAUAUUCAUUAAUAUUGACUUAAUAGUCAUCGAGUUUUUUAAUUCCACUGAUUGAAUUUUGGAUUACAUUUUAAUUUCGUGUUUCUUUUAUCUGUUCAUUGUCGUUAUUGUAGAUAUGGGGCACCAGAGUUGAUGGAUGCGAGUUUUAUUAGGGGUACUGUGUGAGCAGAGUACGUGAAGAAUGUGACGGUGUCUUCAACCUUCACACUCUCGCCUCUCCCAUCAUUAUCAACUUCACUCAUUACAUCUACAGUUCUCAUUCCCUCAAGGAUUACAUCUAUCGUAUUUAUGAAAUUACUCGCACUCCGCACUCCUGAGAAUAAACCCAGCAUUUUUCAGGCUCAAACUAGUAUAAACCACUUGGAGAUAGGCGUAUAAGAUGGUAGUAAUCGAAGAGUUGAAAAAUUAACAUCAUUGCUGAAUUUCUUGUUCUUGAUAACCGUUUGUCGAGUUUUUUGAAUUACUAUAUAAACCUUGAAAUCUGCGUGACUGUGAGCUUUCAUAAAAAUUCUCUGAAGAUCAUCAACAUCUGAUGUAAUCAAUUUGAAUCUUAAUUAGCACUCAGUAAAUUUCAAGUCAAAAAAUAGAAAUGAUGCUUUUCUAACGCGCACUAGUUAGUAUUUUAGCUAAAUAUGCAAAGCAUUGUAGUUUUUUUCUCAAAAUGGAGAAGCUCUGUCUAUGAAUGAGAUUGAAUUUUUGUCCAGAACUGAAAUGGAGAUCUCAGUAGGAGCGCUGACGACUAACUAGGAGUUGAUUUUGGAAUUCAAAUGAGAGCAAUCUUUCUAGAACAGUUCAAAGGCAACGUUCAAUGUUUUCUUUAAGCGACUAGAGCGAAUGUCAAGGACCGGAAAAUUAUCGCGUGAUAGGAACCAAAAUUUCUUUUGUAAAGUACAGUGUUUAUUUUUUUUUGUAUUCUCUGGCUUCAGAGUUAAGUCUAGUAAAGUCUUUUGGUAGAAGCGUUACUUGUUUCAAACUUGCAGAGAUUAAAUAGUAAUGUGAAUGUCGACAGUUUGAAAAAUUUCAAUCAUAUUUUUAUAUCGUCUAGUUAGCUUCUCGAUAGUCUGUCAAAUAUCAGAAUAUCCAGCAUUGUAACUUCUGACAGAUUCUAGAAGCUAUGUUCCAGUUUUUCACUACGAAGUUCAAAGUUUGACAAAGGAUUACAGGAUUGUAUCUGUGAAAAUUCUGUAUCUUUGUCGUAGAUGAUGUUGUUUUCGAAAAAAGCUUAAUUCAUUCUGAAACUAAUCUGAUACCCUCUGCGAAAUGAUGACGCUCCACUAAGAAGGAUAUUGCGAAUCUUUUGAGGUUAAUUCGUGUUUACAAUGUCUAUUUCGUAUGUCGCACGGUAAAUCGUGGAGAAACCAAUAAGGCUAAAUAUCGUUCCACACUCAAUUAGUUUUAGUAAUUUACUUCUUAUAUAAACACUAAUACUAAUGAAAGAA